Molecule: messenger RNA, 4188 nt
Organism: Scedosporium apiospermum
Lineage: Eukaryota; Fungi; Ascomycota; Sordariomycetes; Microascales; Microascaceae
Exons: 3
Coding region: 1-4188 (1395 amino acids)
Molecular function (GO): protein binding
Source: RefSeq, a predicted model, not a curated record
AUGCCCCCUUCAGAAGAUUCGGAUCUGGCUCUCUUCGAUAUGGAGCAUUUUAGAUUUCGCGGCCUGGACGAGGAGCAAACGCUAGAUCCCUCAAGUCUCGACUUUCCCAAACCCAUUGCCAACGGCAACCACGACGCCUUUCUCAAUGACCCCGAUGCCGCAAACUCGUUUGUGUUUCACGAGGCCUACCAAGAAGAGUCCCUAUCCGACUCUUCCUCGUCGAAACGAGCAAGUAGCGAAGCCUCAUCGAAGACUGGUCCAAUGGACACGAGCAUGAUGAACGAUAUCUCCAUGGACGAUGGCACAUUCCAGAAUGCGUUGUCAAACGAGCAACUAUUCGACACCCCGAAUCACCGUAAUUUCGGCAUCUCGCCGCUCGAGAUGGAUAGCACUUUUGACGAAGACGAAUUCAUGAAUCAGUCCUUUGAUUUUGCUAGAGCGUCUAGUAGUCCUAGUGACGUACCCAAACCUCUCAUAACAGCCAACGGUCGUGCAACCAAGUCUAGGUCCCACAUUAAGAAUCGAUCGACGAACUCCUUCAAGGUUCCGUCGAGGGAAGUUUCACCGCAUUCGACAGUGUUUGCUAGCAACGCCUCAUCGCCGAACGACCAGAUGGACUUCCACGAUGCGAGGCAAAUGCUGAUGCACCAAGCUAACGGUGCGCCGGCUUGGCCGCAUCACCUUAACCCAGCAGUCGCAAACCACCUCCCCCACGCUUUCGCUACCAACCCUGCGGCGGCUAACCAGGCUAUGGUUUUGGCGGCCCAAUUCCCGACCUUCCUCCCUGUGCACCACGGCUUGGAAAUCCUAAGCAACCAUCCAUUUUUGACCUUUGACAGGGACGGCAUGCCACCCAAGACUCGCGUCGAGACCCAGAUCCACCUCAAGACGGUGUUCCCUCGACUACCGCCGGGUGUCGCUAAGCUACACCUUCCCAAGCACACCAUCUCUAAGCCUAAACUUUGGUCUAAGGUUCCCUACGUGCCAUCUCCCGACACGCUAGAUUUGCAUACCAUGCUCGUCUGCACGAGUGCCAUGGAAAACGAGGAUACGAGGCUACGAGCGUUGAAGAAGGCUCGCGAGGGACCCAACUCUGGUUUCAACGACGCGAGGCCAGAGAAGGAAACCGAUGAGGACAAGCCGUUGAACGGCGGUGAGGUCUGGAUCUGCAGUAACUGUAUUGAUCGUGAAAGGAAACGUUCGGAGCGCAAAAAGGUCAAGAAGCCCGACGAGGAGGGUAUCUGGAAACGAGAAGAAUGGCGCCGUGUCGUUGUCUUCAACACCCACGAGAUCCGAGAGUUCCCCAAGCCCGAUCCCAUCACCGGUUUCACAACGAUAGAGCUCCCUAUGCGCAUCGCUUGUUACUGCCGUCACCAACAGGAGAAGAUGGGUUUCCAAGUCAUCUUCACUAUUCGAGACCAUCUCGGACGUGUCUUAGCCCAGGAACUAACCCCAUCAAUCAUGAUAACCGACGACCACAAGAACCACCUUGCUCCGCCCGGACCCACGACUUCGACUACCCAAAUCUCUUCGCGGCCAACGCAGAAUUCGGCGCAGAUGAACGGCGCCGCACCUGCACCUGCACCUGCGCCUGUGUCUACGAAACCACAACUGAACAGCGGCGAUGUCAAGCCGGCUUCCAAUCCCGUAGUCCAACCGACCCCGUUCCGCUCAACCCAGUCGGUCUCCGACCUGACACGACUGCAGGCGGGCCCGCCUCCAACUGCUAGGCGGAUAGUGAACCCUAAUAAGCCUUCGAUGAACCCGCGCACUCUCUCACGCCCAGCCUCACCAAACAGCCUAUCAGCGCCGCAUGCCAAGAAGCGAAAGUCCAGCGCAGGGAAACUGCCUGUUAGCAUGGCCAUGACCCCUCUAGAUACCGCGACCGCGACUUCUCCUCCGACCCAACUAUCUGGCGCACCGUCUACUGCAACGUCGCCGUUUGCGCCCGGUGCUCUAUCAUUCCCCAACCAGGAUUCAAUGUUUACUGGUGGCAGUCCCUCCGCAGGCGGAAACCUUUUCGGCACUGCUCCUUCAACUCCCAACAUGGAGGACCCGUCCUUCUUCUCCCCGAAUGCGUCUUUGAGCGUCACCGCCGAACCCCUGGCCCUUCGACACAGGUUCUCCACUGCGGCGGGAUCGACGCACCAAAGCCGAGCAUCGAGCCCGAAUAGCUUCAACAACGCUCUAAAUGCAGCCGCUCUCCAGUCCCAAUUCGCGCAAAUGCUUCCCACUGGUGCCGCCGCGGCGGCGAACCUCGCCGCCAUGAACUCGCUCAGCAACAACUUGCUCGGAACUCAUCCUCUACCUACCAUUACAAAGAUCACGCCCUCCGAGGGUUCUAAGUUGGGCGGCUACGAAGUCACGAUCCUGGGUACUGGAUUCCACCGAGCACUCGAGGUCAUGUUUGGAGAUCAGAAGGCAACAGCGACUUACUUCUGGGCCGAUAACAUCUUAAUUUGCAUCGUGCCGCCCUCACCCAUACCCGGCGAAGUGGUGGUCACGUUCCCUCAGCAUCAGACUGGGGUGCAGUCGAUGAUUAAUCCGCAGAAGUUCAAGUACCUUGACGACGACGAAGACAAGCUGCUCCGCUCGGCUAUGGAAGUCCUCGCGCGGAAGAUGAACGGCAAUCUUGGGGACGUGAAGGACUUCGCUAUGCGCAUUCUCAACUAUCGUGGUCUUCCGCCUGGCGCGGGGGUUAACGGAGGUGGCCCGGCAGGCCAAGGCUAUACUAACGCUGCGUCUGGUUCGUCCUCGAAUGCGCCCUACGAUAUCGAGGCGCAACUUAUGAAGUGUCUCGAGCUCAUCGACCUCGACGACAGCCCGUAUAAGGCCCAGUGGGAUUACAAGAUCUCUUCGGGCCACACCAUGUUGCACUUGGCUUGCUCUCUCGGCUUCCAUAGGUUCGCGGCCGGAUUGGUUGCCAGGGGCGCCAAGGUGGAUGCUCUCGAUAACGGCGGCUUCACGCCUAUGCACAUCGCUGCCAUGAACAACUAUCCCGAGAUCGUAAGGAGGCUGUUGCUUGCCGGAGCCGACCCGACGCUGAAGAGCAAGCAAGGGUUGACGCCGGCAGACGUAGCGGAGUCUGAGGACAUUAUUGGCGACCUCCGCAGGGUAGCUAGGCGCACGAAGAACCGAAGCGUCGGCUCUCUGCGCAGCGCCGCCAGCAGCACCACGUCACUUAGGUCCCUCUGGUGCGGCGGCGACCAGUCUUGCCCAGACCUUCGAGACCUCGGAGCUGCUCAGGGCAAGUAUGAGGACGACAGCGCCGAGUACUCUUCGUUCGACAGCAGCGGAAGCGAUGAGGACGUAGCGGGCGAGGGAGACUCAGAUGUAGGCGCGGACGAGGAGGAUGUCCUCCAGAUGCGUAGACCAAGCGUCCCUACGGUGACGAGGCCACGCGCACAACUUAGCCGUACCAACACGCACGUCAGCCACGUUAGCAAGGCGGAGGAGGAGGAGAUUGCCGAGAUCCCGGCUUCCCCGAAUGCGGCUGCGGCUGCCUUCAAGCAGUUCCAGCAAGCGAUGGCCCUGUACAUGCAAAACCUCCCUCAGCUGCCUCACAUGCCACAAAUUCCGCAGAUACCCCAGAUGCCAGCCUUGCAAGGAAUGGGCACGAACGCCGAGAACCAGGCGUAUCUUUAUUAUGCCCAGUUUAUGCGCCGAUUGACCGCCCUGGUUCCCGGAAUGUCAGGACAACGUCCUGGUACGCCCGACUCGGAGUCGUCGUCGCCGCCGUCCUACGAGGAUCUCUACCCAUCUCGUGACGGUGAUAGGAAGGCGAGGUCUGCCGAGGAGGCUCGCGCUAUGCAGCCCACCGACAUCAAGACCUCCCCUGUUGAGGAGACGAUUACCACCGAGGCGCAAGGGGAGACUUCUGCCGCCGAGCCAAGCAAAGAGCCCGGUGUGCUGAAGAUUGGUCGGAAGAAUGCCAUCACCAAGGAGCAACAGCUUGACAUCCUACGAGCUCACGAGGCUAGGUUGAAGAGGCUUAGCAGCGACAAGAACUUGUUUAUGAUUUGGAUUCCAUUGCUUGUAUCAGUUCUUUGCGCAUUGCUCUAUGGGCGCUUCCCGGGAAUUUUCAGCUUCAUUGGCAGCUUUAUUCUUUCGCUCUUCAAGGUUAUGCAACCGACCCCCGAGGCUUCUUUUGCUACUCGCGGUGCAGAGAGGGUCGUUGAGGUUUUAUAA